CUCACCUUAUAAUUGUGCUAUAGAUCGAUCUAGCAGCAGCGCUAGGUUUUUGUUAGACGGCCGGAAUCAUUCAUUUCAUGGGCAUGGCGGCUAUUAGGGAAUGUUGGGUUCUGAUUUUCUGCCUCCUGGCCACGAUACCGUCGAUGAUCUCCUGCGAUAAUGGCUACGAACCCACGAUCAGGAAUGGGUCGCCGGCACCGGCGGCUGGUUUGAGCCGGAGCAGCUUCCCGGGUGGGUUUGUUUUCGGCGCUGGAAUCUCAGCUUACCAGGUGAGCUGAUGAUUUGGUCAUCCUUCCUGGCUAGCUAAAGUAUGUAGUUAUUAGAAGACUGAUUAUACACACGUACGUAUGUUUGUCUGUUGUUUUGGAUCUGUUUUGUAAUCUCUCUUUUUUCGAGACAAACUGAUACACUUUAGUGAACUACGUAAAUCUGUAUUUUUUUUUUACCGCAAAUAUUCUCGAUUCAUUCUAACAGAGAGAGUAUGUUUGAUCUUUUUUCCAGUCUGAAGGAGGGCAGCAUUAUCUACUUAUGGAAGGGGACCAAGCGUAUGGGAUAGCUUUGCCAGGAAAUAUCCAGGUUCAGUUGUUCUUCUUAUCUAUUAUGUUUAUGAUCUAUCUAUCUUCAUUCGUUUCGAUUUUGGUACAAAAUACGAUGAUCGAUCUCGAGAAAGUUGAAAGUCAGAAUUUAUUGUAGUUUUUUUUUUUUUGGCAAUGAAAAUGUAGUUUUGAUGACAAUAUGCAUUAUUCUUGCCGUGAUUAAUAGAGCUAGUCAAUAUUUAAUUUCAAUGGUCAGUUUUCAGUACAAUUCAGGCUUUCCGUUUUAGGCCCAGUACUCAAAAUAACAAAAAGGGAAGAAAGUCAUAUAUAGCUUAUAAGGAAAUAGUUAUUGUAUAUUUUUAAUAGAUUAAUAAUGACUGGCGCCGACAAGUCAAAUUCACAUAGUUGGGUCAAUUGAAAAACAUUUCAGCAAAAAUAUAUAAAUAAAGUUGUAUUGACUGUUACAGCGCGGUCAAACUAGUUAUUAGUAAUUGGUCAAUUAUGUUGAUUUUAGUCAAUAUUAUAUCUGUAGAUUACCAAUUGAAAUGUGUAUAUGAUUAUUCUAUUUAAAAAAAUAUGUAUAUGAUUAGAUUGACACUGUGAACUUAUAAUGUAUAUAAUUUUCUCACUUCUCAUGUACGUAUAUACUUCUUAAUUAUUUUUGUAUAACAGAAAAGAUAAUGGAUGCUAGUACUGGAGACAUUGGGGACGAUUUCUACCACAGAUACAAGGAGGAUAUUCAACUGAUGAAGAAGAUUGGAUUGGACUCCUUCAGAUUUUCCAUCUCCUGGACCAGAAUUUUCCCAAACGGCAAGCUUAGCGGGGGAGUAAACCAACUUGGCGUCAAGUUCUACAACGACCUCAUCAAUGAACUCAUCUCCAAUGGUAUAAAGCCAUUUGUCACUCUCCUUCAUUUCGACCCUCCCCAAGCUCUAGAGGAUGAAUACGGUGGCCUUCUAAGCCCUACCUUCGUGGACGAUUUCGUCGUAUACGCGGAUUUCUGCUUCGAGACAUUCGGAGACAGAGUGAAGAAAUGGGUGACCAUCAACGAGCCCAACUCCUACACCAUGAACGCCUACGACUUCGGCAAAUUCGCCCCCGGUCGGUGCUCGGGUUGGAUGGGGAACAACUGCACCGGCACCGCCACCGGCGGCGGCGACUCCUCGACCGAGCCGUACGUGGUGGGCCACCACUUCCUGCUGGCCCACGCGACGACGGUGAAACUAUACAGGAAGAAGUACCAGGCGAGGCAGAAGGGAGAGAUCGGGAUCACGAUCGCCACCCACUGGUUCGAGCCCAAGUACAGAUCCAUUCCCUCGAGCCAGGUGGCAGCUUCGAGGGCGUUGGAUUUCUUGUUCGGGUGGUUGGUCCACCCGAUCACGUACGGGGAGUACCCCAAGAGCAUGAGGUCGAUGGUAGGGGAUCGGCUCCCUAAAUUCACCGACGAACAGUCUGAGAUGCUGAAAGGGUCCAUUGAUUUUCUGGGUCUGAAUUAUUACACCAUGAAUUACGCCGAGAACACGCCGCCGCAGCUUUUGGCCGCAGCCACCACCAAUCCUAGCUACUCCACCGAUAGUCGUGCCGUUCUAUCCACUGAAAAGGACGGCAUCCCGAUUGGCACACCGACUGCUUUGGACUGGCUGUUCAUAUGCCCAAAGGGAUUCCAGAAGCUGCUGCUCCAUAUCAAGGACAAUUACAAUAACCCACCGGUUUAUAUCACUGAGAAUGGAAUAGCCGAUCAAAAUUCGUUGUCGUUGGAGAUGGCGCUCGAAGACACCCUCAGAAUAAAGUACCAUAGCACGCAUCUUCAAUCAUUGUCGAACGCGAUCAAGGGUGGAGCCAACGUAAAGGGUUACUACGUGUGGUGCUUCUUUGAUGACUUCGAGUGGGACGCUGGUUACACGGUGCGUUUUGGGAUGACCUACGUGGAUUUUAACGACAAUUUGAAGAGGUAUCUCAAGGCUUCUGCGUAUUGGUUCCAAAGCUUCCUUGCCCCCACCACGACCACCUCUCCAAAGUGAAAUGUAGCGAGGGAAGGUUACCUGUUACUUCUCAAUUUUGAAGAAGAUAUGUGUGAUCAUUUUAUUACUGAAAGGCUCUACCUCUGCAGAUGGUUGAUAAUCAAGGUUGUCAACCGGCAGGCUGAUCAGGACCCGGUCGGCUAAUGAAUCAAGGGUUAAUGGGUCACCCGUUUUAGCCCGGUUUAGCUCGAAAAUAUGGAAAGAGUCAUUAUAUUGUACUUAUCCUCAUAAAUUAUAUCAAAUCUCAUCUAACAUAUGAGUUAUAACAUAUAAUAUUCCACCAAAAUAAUAUGUUGUACUUAGAUCCAACAUAUUGUGAAGAUUCAGACAUACUUAUAUAACAUAUAUAUUCAAAUGUUCAACUUAAAAUUCCAAAGAUUGAAUUAGGCGGAAAAGAAAAAUCGAAAAAUAUGCGCAUUUAGUAAACCAUAUAAAUAAAUGACACAUUCUAACCUCUAACCCGGUACCUUGUAGCGGUCGACCCGGUGGGUGCGUGCGACCCGUUUUUCUCACAGAAUCAGAGUUAAAGUGGGUUGACCCGUAGGUCGACAACCUUGUUGAUAGUUAAUGACCUUGCAUCUUAGUUCGUGGAGGCCAGGUACGUGUACGACUGUAACGUUGAUUAGUGGCAAUUCAUGUACGUACCGGUUAGUUACUUAAUUAGGUUAUCACUAAGUAAAUCAGAUAGCUCUUUAAUUAGGUUAGUUAGGCAGUUAAUUAGGCCAUGUUGAUAGGGAAGUAUGUCAGAGUUGUGCACGUUUCCAAAAGGAGACAGCAGAAUCCCAGAGCUCUAGCAUCUGUGUAUAUAUAUGGAGCGAAGAUUGCCAAGUGAUCAGCUAGCUAGCGAGUAAACUUGUAAUCGGUCGAGAUGGAAAUAUUGGGUACGAAAGCUUGUUUGUUUCUCAUCUUCUUCUACUGCCUCUUGGCAACUCGCGCAUCAAUUUGCUCCGCCAUUGUUGCAAACUCGUGCUGAGAUGGAGAUGGAGCCUCCUCCUUUGCGUCGAAGCGGCUUCCCAAAUUGGGUUUCUGUUUGGAGCCGCGCGCGACUGCUGCUUACCAGGUAAACUCAUUAAUUACGUAUAGCUAUGAUCGAUGAUCAUCGGAAUUACAGUUGAUUCAAAUAAUUUGAGUAAUUCUUCGAAUAUAUAGAAGAAGAAUGGAUCUUCAUCAUUCUUUCUAAGAUGAAACUCAUUGAACUUGAAAAUUAUACAUGCGAAGCUAUCAUAUUUUUGUCCACGUAGCCUCUGUUAUAGCAAGUAUUCUAGGUCGUGCUGAUUACGUGAAAUUCAAUUUUCAAUACGUAACAAUUAUGAGAAAUUGGCAUUUCAUGUUGGAUUGUUCGUGGAUCGGCUAACACAUAGGGCCAGGGGCGGACCCAGGAGAGUUUAGGGGUAUCCCGGGACACCCCUAAUUUUGGAAAAUUGAUUGUCCAGCCCCGGUGGUAAUUUACGUGUGGACAAAAAAUUAUAAUUAAUAGUUCAGGACACCCUGAAAUUUGAAAGAACGAUUAUCCUACUCUCAUUUGUAGUUUGCGUAUGGGAAUAUAAGUGGUAGUUUGGGUUAUUCAAACCUGGGAUACUACUAUUAUUAAUAAAUAUAAUUUCCAUUAGGCUACAACUUUUUUGUUGUUCUAUUCUAAAUACCAUGUAAUAGCAAAACCCUAUUCUCUAUCUUUAAUUAUUUUCAAAAUCUAACAAUUAAUCUAAUUACAAGUACCCUUAAUUUGUAUUGAUUUUAUGGUUGUACGACAAAUGUUGAAAGUGUCUUUUCAGCUUUGAGUUACAUCAAGAACAAAUUUAGAAGUCAAAUAUGCGUCAGUUCAUGAAUGAUUGUCUAGUAGGAUAUAUCGAGACAAAUUUGUUGAGCAGUGUAGACACCACGUGUAUUUUAUAAUUUUUUUUAGAAUAUGAAAAUACAUUAUUGAUUUUUUU
Molecule: messenger RNA, 4488 nt
Organism: Linum trigynum
Lineage: Eukaryota; Viridiplantae; Streptophyta; Magnoliopsida; Malpighiales; Linaceae
Source: the annotation of a GenBank genome assembly